Messenger RNA from Apodemus sylvaticus (European woodmouse), 2313 nucleotides. RefSeq names its product succinate dehydrogenase complex flavoprotein subunit A (gene Sdha). The transcript is spliced from 15 exons. The coding region runs from base 47 to 2041 and encodes 664 amino acids. Gene Ontology annotation, molecular function: succinate dehydrogenase (quinone) activity; electron transfer activity; flavin adenine dinucleotide binding. The record is from RefSeq and is a predicted model, not a curated record. NCBI's taxonomy places the organism in Eukaryota, Metazoa, Chordata, Mammalia, Rodentia, Muridae. Gene Ontology annotation, biological process: tricarboxylic acid cycle; mitochondrial electron transport, succinate to ubiquinone.
CGGUGCGCAAGCGCAGUCUAUCGCUGAGGCUUGCGGGAAGGCAGACAUGGCCGGGGUUAGCGCGGUUUCAAGGCUUCUUCGCGGGCGGCGCUUGGCGCUAGCUGGGGCGUGGCCAGGAACACUCCAAACACAGACUCAUGGCUUUCACUUCUCUGUUGGUGAGAGCAAGAAGGCAUCAGCUAAAGUUUCAGAUGCGAUUUCUACUCAAUACCCAGUGGUGGAUCAUGAAUUUGAUGCUGUGGUUGUAGGUGCUGGAGGGGCAGGCUUGAGAGCUGCAUUUGGCCUUUCUGAGGCAGGAUUUAAUACUGCAUGCCUUACAAAGCUCUUCCCUACCCGAUCCCAUACUGUUGCAGCACAGGGAGGUAUCAAUGCUGCUCUGGGAAACAUGGAAGAGGACAACUGGAGAUGGCAUUUCUAUGACACUGUGAAAGGCUCUGACUGGCUGGGUGAUCAGGAUGCCAUCCAUUACAUGACAGAGCAAGCUCCUGCCUCCGUGGUUGAGCUAGAAAAUUAUGGUAUGCCAUUUAGCAGAACUGAAGAUGGGAAGAUUUAUCAACGUGCAUUUGGUGGACAGAGCCUCAAGUUUGGAAAAGGCGGGCAGGCUCAUCGGUGUUGCUGUGUGGCUGAUCGGACAGGCCACUCACUCUUACACACCUUGUAUGGAAGAUCUCUGCGAUAUGACACCAGUUAUUUUGUGGAGUAUUUUGCACUGGAUCUUCUGAUGGAAAAUGGGGAGUGCCGUGGUGUUAUUGCACUAUGCAUAGAAGAUGGGUCCAUACACCGAAUAAGAGCAAAAAACACUGUUAUUGCUACUGGGGGCUAUGGGCGAACUUACUUCAGCUGUACAUCUGCCCAUACCAGCACAGGGGAUGGUACAGCCAUGGUUACUAGGGCAGGUUUGCCUUGCCAGGACUUAGAAUUUGUUCAGUUCCACCCCACAGGUAUAUAUGGUGCUGGCUGCCUCAUCACAGAAGGGUGUCGUGGAGAGGGAGGUAUUCUCAUCAACAGUCAAGGUGAAAGGUUCAUGGAGAGAUAUGCCCCUGUUGCCAAGGACCUGGCAUCAAGAGAUGUUGUGUCUCGAUCCAUGACUCUUGAGAUCCGUGAAGGAAGAGGCUGUGGCCCUGAGAAAGAUCACGUCUACCUGCAGUUGCAUCAUCUGCCCCCUGAGCAGCUGGCCACACGUCUGCCUGGAAUUUCAGAGACAGCCAUGAUCUUUGCUGGUGUGGAUGUCACUAAGGAGCCCAUCCCAGUCCUCCCCACUGUGCAUUACAACAUGGGUGGGAUUCCCACUAACUACAAGGGACAGGUGCUGAAGCAUGUGAAUGGCCAGGAUCAGAUUGUGCCUGGUCUGUAUGCCUGUGGGGAGGCUGCCUGCGCCUCAGUGCAUGGUGCCAACCGGCUUGGAGCAAAUUCUCUUUUGGACCUUGUAGUGUUUGGCCGAGCCUGUGCCCUGAGCAUUGCAGAAUCUUGCAGGCCUGGAGAUAAAAUUCCUCCAAUUAAGGCAAAUGCUGGAGAAGAGUCGGUUAUGAAUCUUGACAAGUUGAGAUUUGCUGAUGGAAGUAUAAGAACAUCAGAACUCCGCCUCAGCAUGCAGAAGUCGAUGCAGAACCAUGCUGCAGUGUUCCGUGUGGGAAGUGUAUUACAAGAAGGCUGUGAAAAAAUCAGCCAGCUAUAUGGAGACCUAAAGCAUCUAAAGACAUUUGACAGGGGAAUGGUCUGGAAUACAGAUUUGGUGGAGACCCUGGAGCUGCAGAAUCUGAUGCUAUGCGCACUGCAGACCAUAUAUGGUGCAGAAGCACGGAAGGAGUCAAGGGGAGCUCAUGCCAGGGAAGAUUACAAAGUGCGGGUCGAUGAGUAUGAUUAUUCCAAGCCCAUCCAGGGACAGCAGAAGAGGCCAUUUGGGGAACACUGGAGGAAGCACACCCUCUCAUAUGUGGACAUCAAGACUGGGAAGGUUACUUUGGAGUACAGACCUGUUAUUGACAAGACCUUGAAUGAGACUGACUGUGCCACCGUACCUCCUGCUAUCCGUUCCUACUAAUAAAACCUGACAGCUACAGGACCAGCUUUUGUGAUAAUAUAUCAUAGCUUACCUAGGUUUCCUCUCAUACUUGUCUUGUUAAAAUUCUGCUCUCAUGAACAAGGAGUCACUUCAUAGAUUAUGAUCAACAGCUUGGUAGUACUUGCUGUAAGGGUCUUGAGUUGCACGAGACUUUGUCUCUUUAUUCUUGUGCAGUGAUAAAACUGGUAUAAUUCUUGCAUGAAGUACAAAUGAACAAUCUUUUAUUUCCAAUAAAACCAUGUAGUAUUUGA